GGCACACAGAAGAUGAUUUUCCUUCUCCUUCUCUGGGGCAUUGAAAAAUACUUCCCAUACAAGGAGUUUGGCAUGGGACCAAGCUGUCCAGAGAUCAGUACAGCAGCACUGCCCUUCUGCAAAAUGAUGGAAGAGGAGACACACUAAAGGCAUAGAGAGAAACUGGGCACACGGACAUCUGGCUGAAGGCAAGGAAAGAGAAAUCCCAGCACCUGGGACAUAGAGAGUAUAAGGCGUAAAAACUCAAUUUAAAAGAAAGAAGACGAAACAGAAAAUAAUCACAAGAAGAACUGACAGUGCUGCUGUGUAUCUGCACCAGUAAUCUGAGAGACAGCGGUAAUGAAAUGGGAGUUGGGAACAUGGCCAGCUAAACACCUAACAAAAUCAGCUGAGAGGGGGGUGCCGAGACGGGGAAGGGAGUGCUGUGUUUCUUCCAGAUGUUGGUGAAGAGUCAGCUGGAGCUGUAGUAGCAGGAAGCAGCAGUAACUUAGCAAAGAGAUCCAAAUUACGUAGGAUUAAGAACAAGUCAAUUUGUUACAUCCGGCUGGAGCUUUCUCCUCUGCCCCAGGGACCAGGAAUCAAGCUCCUGACACAGAAUGGGCUCCAGCAGCAUCCUUUCUGAUGGAUUCCUAAGACGGUUCUUGUGUCUUGGAGGGACCUAGGAGCUGUAUCCAGAAACUCCAUUCUUUUCACCAAUGCAAGAUAAUGUCUCUGAUGUUUGGGAAACCCAGAGCUCUUAAUGCUUCUCACUUCUCCUCUUCACAUGAACGUAGUCCACACGCAGAAUGCAACCUGGUGCUGCUGGGGUGUCGAGGAGCUGGGAAGUCAGCAUUGACUGUGAAGUUCCUGACCAGACGAUUUAUUAGUGAAUAUGACCCUUAUCUUGAGGACACAUACAACUCAGAAGAAGUGGUAGACCAUCAGCCAGUUCUUGUACGAGUAAUGGACACAGCUGAUCAAGACCGGCCAGUGAAUCCUGAACGGUAUUUAAGCUGGGCUAAUGCUUUUCUAGUCGUGUACAGCAUUGAUAACAAGAAGAGCUUCGAGGGCUGUCUUCAAUACUUGGAGAUAAUCUCUCAGUACAACAAAGGAGCAGUACAUGAGAGCCCAGUUCUGCUUAUAGGAAACAAGCUUGACAUGGAACGGUACAGACAGGUCAGUAAAGCAGAUGGUUCAGCUCUUGCCUCCCGUCAUGGCUGCCUGUUUCGGGAGGUGUCUGCUUGCCUGGAUUUCCGAUUGGUGCAGCAGGUGUUUCAUGAUGCUAUACAUGAGGUGAGGAGAGAUGCAGACAGGUCUGCUCAUAUUAGACCUCCAUUGUACAUCAGCGAAGAAAGGGCGCUGCUUGGUCUACCUCCCUUGUCCUCCUCUGCAACGUCCAGCCGUCAUGGCAUGCCUACCUUAAGCACCCUUUCUCCACUAAGUUACAAAGAGAUCCCUUCUGUGGCUCAAGCCAAACUUGUUACCGUGAAAUCAUCCAGAGCCCAGAGCAAACGUAAGGCACCCACGCUGACCCUCCUUAAGGGGUUUAAGAUUUUUUAAUGAUAAAAAGGCCAUACCUCUU
Messenger RNA from Nanorana parkeri, 1561 nucleotides. RefSeq names its product RAS like family 12 (gene RASL12). NCBI's taxonomy places the organism in Eukaryota, Metazoa, Chordata, Amphibia, Anura, Dicroglossidae. The coding region runs from base 706 to 1539 and encodes 277 amino acids. Gene Ontology annotation, molecular function: GTPase activity; GTP binding. The record is from RefSeq and is a predicted model, not a curated record. The transcript is spliced from 6 exons.